CCACCACAAAACCCUCGCUCCCGUGUCUGUCUCCUGUGAUCUCCUCCUCAGCCACAUUCUUCUCUUCAUUUCCUUCCACUUUUCUCUGCCUGAAAAGCCUUCAAAUCCGAUCUUCCUUUUCAGUUUUAAUCACCUUUCUUGUUAGCUAUGAUCGUCACCAAGCUUUUCUCACGCGCCUCCCGCGGCAUUUGCCGGAGCUCGCUUCUCUCCUCGGCCUCGCAAUCCAAUCAAACCGCACACUUCUCGCCAAUUCUAUCCAAUCGCUUUCACUGUCUUGCUAACGAAUCCAUCAAUAAGGUCUAUUCUUUUUCUGAUCAGGAAUCAGCGUUUCAUAAUUCAUUUUUCCUUCAUAAAUUCGGAUUAUCAACGUUUGCAUCCCCUGAGAUUCCUGAUAAGGAAAAUGGUGAUUCUGUACGAAGUAAUGGCAGCUCUUCUGCUGCUGCAGAGCCGACGGCUGAAUCUAAUGGUCAGACCAAAGAAUCAGAUUCUGAGAGUGAUGACAAUCUUACCAUGGAUGAUCUGGUGAAAGUUGUGGCUGAGAAGGAAGAGCUUUUGAAAUUAAAGCACAAAGAGAUUGAACAAAUGCAAGAUAAAGUUGUUCGCACUUAUGCCGAGAUGGAGAAUAUAAUGGCCAGGACAAGGCGUGAAGCUGAGAAUUCGAAGAAGUUCGCUAUUCAGAAUUUUGCAAAGGGUUUACUGGAUGUCGCAGACAAUCUAGGACGAGCUUCAUCUGUUGUCAAGGAAAGUUUUUCAAAGAUUGAUUCAACUAAUGACUCUGCUGGGGCAGUGCCCCUAUUGAAAACCCUUCUUGAAGGUGUUGAAAUGACUGAGAAGCAGCUGUCUGAGGUGUUGAAAAAGUUUGGAGUGGAAAUAUUUGACCCUACAAAUGAGCCAUUUGAUCCACAUAGGCACAAUGCAGUUUUUCAAGUACCAGAUGGUUCUAAGCCUCCCGGUACUGUUGCUGCUGUAUUGAAGAAAGGAUACAUGCUUCAUGAGCGAGUACUUCGACCUGCUGAAGUCGGUGUUACUAGAGCUGUGGAGAAUGAGGAUGGAGCGUGAAGGGAUUGGUUGGAAGGAUGGAUAUCCAAUUCAAAUUGUUUCCUCUGAAAAGAGUUUUGGUAUGCGGAAUGUUCUUCGGUAGAGAAGAUAUCUAAUCUAGACUUCCUGUUAGAUGCAGAGGAAGAGGAAAACAAUUCAUUGCUUUGAUAAACUUUGAUUUUGUUGUGUAUUUAGAGAGAGAAAGAGAGAGAGAUAUGUGAGGGUAUUUCUGUGCUUUCCUCGUAUCAGUUCAAAUUCAGAACAUGUAUAAUGAAUACCAUAAGCUUCAUGUGUAAACAUAUUCUCGAGGCAUUUUUCUUUUGGUUAGAAAGUUACCAAAGGGUGCUUCUUGACGAGGAUGAA
Messenger RNA from Cucurbita maxima (winter squash), 1401 nucleotides. RefSeq names its product grpE protein homolog 2, mitochondrial-like. Gene Ontology annotation, biological process: protein folding; protein import into mitochondrial matrix. The transcript is spliced from 6 exons. Bases 148 to 1059 code for a protein of 303 amino acids. The record is from RefSeq and is a predicted model, not a curated record. NCBI's taxonomy places the organism in Eukaryota, Viridiplantae, Streptophyta, Magnoliopsida, Cucurbitales, Cucurbitaceae. Gene Ontology annotation, molecular function: protein homodimerization activity; adenyl-nucleotide exchange factor activity; protein-folding chaperone binding. Gene Ontology annotation, cellular component: PAM complex, Tim23 associated import motor.